Molecule: messenger RNA, 2382 nt
Organism: Schistosoma bovis
Lineage: Eukaryota; Metazoa; Platyhelminthes; Trematoda; Strigeidida; Schistosomatidae
Source: the annotation of a GenBank genome assembly
GCUCUCCCUCUCAAAAUGCUCUCAUAUGGCCACACGUAUACAACUACUUCCAGGGAAGUCCCACUCACCGCUUUCUCGCAGCGAGGGUGUUGUUUAACGAAAUUAAGAGGACGAAAAGCGGAUUCCUGUCGCUUUAACAGGGUUGAUGGAUCCACCUAGGGCAGUUGGAUAAUCUUGAUUUCAAACCAGUGGCGUACAUGGGCUCCAGGAUCCUAAGGGAACAAAUGGCGUAUGAACCUAUUGUUGGUCACCGGCUACCAUGGGACUGCAUCUCCUAACGUUACUCCGUUGCCUUAUGGAUUAAACCUGUGGGUCAAAGGCUUGGAGUGUGUCCACUUAAGAUAACCACCUGCUUCGAGUUGGACACCCGGGCAGUACUCUAGCCCUCACACAUCAAAUGAUUUGUGGGGCGCAUAUGUAUUUGGUGCCUUCUUGUAUCAGUGUUUGUGUUUAAAUAAAGAAAUAUCCCACAAGAGCUAAUGUUACCUCCAGGAUAAGUAUUCUCGAUGCUCUCAGUCACUUCACUCCAUAAUCAAUCUAGCCACUAACUCGGAACAGUCUUAAAACAACAUGUGGUACUUAGAAGGCGAGAAACUUAUCUUAAAAAUGUUUGGAUUGUUACUCAAGGAAAGGUUUGGUUCUUACCUGCCAAAUUACUGGGAGUCAAAACACGAAGCGCACGUAAGUUAUUUGGAAUCGGCUACAUAUUUUGGGGAGUGCAAAGGUUAGUUGAAUUAGUUUCAGUUAGUCUUCCUUCUAUUAUAAUGUGAUUAAUUUUCAACUGUUUUUACCAACUUUCCCCAGAAAGAUGAUGUCUAUUUAAAUUUGGUCCUUGAAUUUAUUCCGGAAACCGUAUAUCGUGUUGCCCGAAGAUAUGCCCGUCAAAAGGAAACAAUUCCUCUUUUAUUUGUAAAGCUAUAUAUGUACCAACUUUUCCGAAGUUUGGCUUACAUACAUCAUAAAGGUAUUUGUCAUCGGGAUAUAAAACCCCAAAAUUUACUUUUAAAUCCAGCAACAGCUGUUUUGAAAUUGUGUGAUUUCGGAAGUGCGAAGGUUUUAGUUCGCGGUGAACCUAACGUUUCUUACAUAUGUUCCCGUUAUUACCGGGCUCCUGAAUUGAUAUUUGGUGCUGUGGAUUACACAUGUCAGAUUGAUGUUUGGUCAGCUGGUUGUGUACUUGCUGAACUUUUGUUAGGUCAGCCAAUUUUUCCUGGCGAAAGCGGUGUAGACCAGCUUGUUGAAAUUAUAAAAAUCUUAGGUACUCCUUCCCGCGAACAAAUUCACGAAAUGAAUCCUGACUAUCGGGAAUUUAAAUUUCCACAGAUUAAACCUCAUCUCUGGUCAAAAGUUUUUCGUCCUCGCGUUCCAUCGGAAGCAAUUCAGUUGGUGUCACAGUUACUUGACUACACACCCUCAAAACGUUUAGAACCGUUAGAUGCUUGUUUACAUUGCUUUUUCGAUGAGUUAAGACAAGAAGGAACUAGACUUCCCAAUGACAGACCUCUACCUCCAUUAUUUAAUUUGACACCCUACGAAAUGACUAUGCGAGAUGAUAUGUACAAAUUUCUCCCACCUUCUCGAACAUCCGGAGGAGCUGGGGGAUCAGAGUCAAGUUUACCACCUACUUCGGAUCUUUCAAUGGUAGAACAACCACAACCGCAUCAUAUAACAGAUGCUGUUGAUCGCACGGGACAAAAUCACAAUCCCUCUACAUCAGAAGGGAGUAAAUUAUCGGAUUCAGAAAUUCGAUUAGCAGUUGUAGCUCCAUCUCGUAGUUCGGAUAACAUACAACUCAUAUCAAAUAACAGUAACAACAAUGAUAAUAACAACAAUAUUGAUAUACCUCAUCAAUUGAAAGAUUCCUGCCAUGAAGAGUUAGAAUCUAGGAAUAUUCAAGGUGUCAAUAGUUAAAGAUAAUGAUCACAUUGUGUCUAUCUAUAAAAUUUAUUCACUAUAUUUGUCCUCAUGUGACAUUUGUUAAAUUCCGAAAUUCAAUAUCACGAAACAAGGAUGAAAAACCAUUCGACUCAGGUUUCUCGUCCAGUUUAUUCCUCCUGAGACAAGUACUAAUUAUAUACAUGUACAAAUAUUUACCAAUAUAAUCAGUAAUAUUUCUUAAGAUUAAUGAAGCUCCUUCCUGUAGAUGACAAUCAAAAUAACACAGAAUUAUAGUGACAAAGUAAUUUGUUUUAUUCCUAUUUUAGGAUUUCACUUAUUUUCCAUUUCUGUACAAACAUACUCUCACAUUCACAAUCUAAUGAUCAUUUCUCAUGUAAUUUCAAUCAUAUCCAUCUCUCUUUCAAUCACUUUAAUUAACAACAUCUACAUAUUUUGUGUGUUUUUUUGUUCAUUCAUGUAUGCUACAUUUAAUGUUGUAGUUUG